This is a messenger RNA of Exophiala aquamarina CBS 119918, 3150 nucleotides long. RefSeq lists its product as uncharacterized. Bases 1 to 3150 code for a protein of 1049 amino acids. The transcript has 4 exons. The record is from RefSeq and is a predicted model, not a curated record. Gene Ontology annotation, biological process: signal transduction. NCBI's taxonomy places the organism in Eukaryota, Fungi, Ascomycota, Eurotiomycetes, Chaetothyriales, Herpotrichiellaceae. Gene Ontology annotation, molecular function: 3',5'-cyclic-nucleotide phosphodiesterase activity.
AUGGAUCCAAGCGCUUGUCGAGUCAUCUACAUCGACGAGCGAUUCAACACUGAGCGAUGGAUCUCGAGGGAGGGGCUGUCUCCCAGCACACCGCAGAGAAGCGGCUCUCAAGGAGAAUUCUCCGACCUCCCACACGACCUACAAACCAACGUCAAUGCCUUUUUGACCGUUUUCAAUCAAGUUUACGUUUGCUCCUCCGGUAGAGCUUUCUCCACCAAGCUGUCAGAGCUUCAUGACCAGGUCAAGCUCGACUGUACCCCAAUUCUCGCUUGUUUUGACAUCGGCUCUGAGUCAAAGGUAGAACACCUGCGCUCAUCACGCAACAAGUUCAACCCGGCCUCCGAUUCCCCUCUCCCCUCGCCGAACCUUCUUCGUCGAGAGAUCACCUUCUCCUCCGAGUCCGACGAAUCCUACGGUCUUCAACUGCUGUCGCGGAUAGCUUCCGAUCUUCAAGUUGAGGAGGGAGUUAAGCUCAUUAUACCUGUUGCCAUUGUCCAGCCGAAGAGAAAGGAUUCUUACGAUCACAACCACGCUACGGAUCAUCUACAUCCGAGCAGCAUCUCCAGAGCCCCGCUUGGUCAAGAGUCCACCGCGGUGGAAAUCAGAGACAACUCGGACAUAAUCGAUGCUCAGCUGAUGCUCCAAUGUCUCGAUGCCGGUGCCCUCGAUGUGGUCAAGAGCCCGCUAGAUAAAGCGGGGAUCAUGGGCCUGACCGUUCAUGCAUAUCGCAUUUACAAGAGUGCCAAGAAGGAGCAAGCUGGCUUCAUGGCAAUGUCCCGCAGAGGUCGUAAGCAGUCCUGGGUGGGCGUUGAGGAUGAAAAACCAUAUGCUUAUCUUCGGGAAGCUAUGGUCAAGAAACUCUUGAAGGGCAUCUGUGAACCACAAAAUAUCAUCGAAGACUAUCAGCACCGCAAUCUCUACAUCCAAGAUCGUCGGAAAGAGGUUGUCGCAGAAGCAAUCGGCAGAUGGGAUUUUUGUGGCCACGAUUUCACCGAGGACGAACUAGUUUAUGCAGGUUACUACAUACUCAACCAUGCUCUCAAGAUGGAAGCAGCAGAACACUGGCGAUUGGAUCAAGCGGACUUGCUUCACUUUAUGCAAGGUUGUCGAGUGGCUUAUAAUUCGUUUGUCCUUUAUCACAACUUCAGACACGCCGUGGACGUCCUUCAAUCAGUCUUCUAUUUCCUAGUAGCCAUCGGUGCGCUCCCACCAUAUCCUGAAGGGGCCGGACCUGCCCCCUACGCGAACAAGAAGUCACCCAUUGCACGCCUUGUUGGCCCAUUUGAAGCCCUCAGUCUCCUGAUUUCUGCUAUAGGUCAUGACGUCGGUCAUCCUGGUGUGAACAAUAUGUUCUUGGUCAAGUUGAAUGCUCCUCUCGCCCAGCUAUACAACGACCAGUCGGUGCUAGAGGCAUUCCAUUGCGCGGCUUAUUCACAAAUUCUAAGACGACACUGGCCCGCUGCUUUUCAACAUAAGGUACUCCGCAAACUUAUGAUUGACACUAUAUUAGCUACCGAUAUGGGAGUACAUGCAGACUACAUGGGAAAGCUGGGUAACCUGCAAGAGAAGAUUCACCAGAGUGGAGAUACCGAUGGUUGGGCUCCGAAAGACAUCGAAUGGGCCAGGACGCUGACCUGCGGCUUACUGAUCAAAUGCGCCGAUAUCAGUAAUGUUGCACGGCCAUGGUUGGUGGCUGAAAAAUGGACUCAUCUACUGCAGAAGGAAUUUGCACAUCAAGGAGAGAUGGAAUCAGCUGUCGGUAUGGAGACCACAUUGUUCGGUGGUCCACCAGAAUUAGGCAACAUGCUCAAACUGGCUAAUGGCCAGAUUGGGUUCAUGACAAUCUUCGCCCAUCCACUCUUUGCCAAUGUGGCCGAUAUCAUCCCAGCCAUGCGCUUUGCCGCAGACGAGAUCUUGACGAAUAAAGGGGUCUGGUUUACUAGAGCGGAACACGAGAAGAGGCUGCAGGUCUUGCACAAGCAGGGUGGAGGCUUGACUGACAGUGGUGCUGUUAGUCCCAGGACCCAGAGUCCAGUUGGCCGCAAGUCCACGCCGGAUCACAGCCUUCUCGCAUCGUCACCUUUGCGAGAGCGUGCAAACACUCCAGAUAAUGAAAGGGCUGAAGACCACACUGAGAGGGGGAGAGGUCGUGGGAGCGGGACACAAACAGCACAGGAUCACCCAAGAGGCUCGACCUUGGCGGCAGUUGCGGCUAUCCCAGUUUCAGGCGACAACACCACUCCCACCAGAUCGUCUUCAGCCAAGGCCAAUUCAAUUGUGGAGAGUCGGAGAAAGUCAGCUCUCGUUAAUGGCGAGCAUAUCUCGAGACUUUCUGCGUUUGACGGAGAGCAGGGCCUUGAUUCUUCGAGCACACCGAGGCUGACAUCCACUAAACCUGAUAUGUCAGACGAGUCAGAACAAAGCCUGAAUGACACUAGGAGAGACAAUGCAGUCUCAAUGCGGGCUGGCGUCGAAGCCUUGCCCAAGGGUUUAUUACAAGAUGAGAAGGACCGAGAAUCCUCGGCAGAGGCGUUGUCAAAGUUCAAUUUUGCGACAUCUGACCAGGAUGAACCGGUGCGAACGUUUAAUCCGCAGCGAAACUAUACUGCCCCUCACGCCGAUGCGAGAGCCAGCGCUCCAGCUCCGACAGGUAAUACGGAGCACCAGAAUCCUAUAGUUGUUGGCGCUGAUGAUGCGAGGCAGACUCAGAGUGAAGAAGUUACGAAUGCAACGCUGAGGUGCGGCAGCGGUAAUGAUACCUUGACACCCGUCCAAAGUACCGAAGCCUCAAGUUAUGCUUCGGAGAAGAGUGAGAGCUAUCCACGGAUCAGAAGCAGCUUCCAGGCGAUACGGAAUCGUGCUGCGAGUGCACCUCUAUCACCCGGAAGUCCAAUCAUGCAGCCUAGCUUCAGUAUGGGAAGCAACAGCAUCACCAGUCGCGAGAGCAGCAAGCUUGAUGUUCAUGCCACAAUACUCAGUAAUGGUGAGGUCGACGAGUCUGGCAACCGGGACCGAAAAGGCAGCUCGAGAUCCGUGGGCCGACGGCGGAGCAAGCUAAAACUAAAUCUUGCGUUUUGGAAGAGGAACAAGAGCGAAAAGAGCGUGGGGGUGGAUGAACGACCAGAUAGUCAAGGAAGUGGGGGACGGUAA